Molecule: messenger RNA, 291 nt
Organism: Dibothriocephalus latus
Lineage: Eukaryota; Metazoa; Platyhelminthes; Cestoda; Diphyllobothriidea; Diphyllobothriidae
Source: the annotation of a GenBank genome assembly
GGCAAGCCCUACAACACCUCUAGUGAUGUCUGGAGCUUGGGUCUGACGCUAAUAGAGCUAGCCACCGGUCGCUAUCCGAUUCCCGCCAUUGAAGAUGAGAGUCUCUACUUCUCCGGCUUCAGUCCUGAUCGUGAUACCAAUCUGAAAGAACAUAUCACGGCUGCUAGCGAAGGUCUUAAACUACGCCUCAUUUUUGACAUAGUUGCCGUUGUCGGCCUCGCCGCGAGCACUUUACGCAGCUUCAUGUCACAGCGUGAAGUCGGUACUCUGUUCUGUACUCAACUCAGAUAG